AUCCAGAGAGAAUAAUAAUAUUAAUAAUGAAAAAAACAAACAAGCUGUUGCUUUGCUCCUUAUCAGUACGUCAUUCGUGAAUUGAAAGUAAUCCCCCCUCACCAUUCAGAAAAACAAUAACAAUACUAUCAGAGUUUUUUUUUCAAUACCUAUUUUCAAUUUGCUGAUGUCAGUGAUGUGGUUUUUAUUUUAUGACGUUUGAAUCGAAGUUGAGCUGAUUCAAGAACCGGAUAUGGCUGAAAAACCUUCCAAAGUGUAUGAUGGUAUGAAUCCGACUCCAGUUUCAUUGCAGCAACUAUCAGUGAUCGCUGUUGGCCUGCAACUGUGGCGUUCUGAAAUUAACGAGUAUCGCAAAAGACGAACAUCGGAGAGAUUUGGAUUUCGUGCUUCAGACAAUAUAGCCUCAUUAAGAGCUAAACUCCCCAAAUUACCAUCCGUGAUUUAUGAUGUGAUCGAUGAAAAUGUCACCCGACUUGGGAAUUCAAUAGCGGAUUGGCUUGAAGAGCAUUCGAGAACAGUGUGCCAUUUCGAAAGGUAUGUUCAAAGUUGUGUUUCGGAAGAUCAAGAAUACUUCGAUGAUUUCGUUGUCGAUUACAACGAAGCAACUAUCGAUUUUGUAAAGACAGCCGAACGUAUGAUGCAUUACGAUGAUUUCGACGACGUUUUAAAAUUCAUCGUAGCUUGUCGAUUUUUUUUGGAAGAUCACGUUAGACGUAUAUGGCCAUCAGUAUGGGGAAAGAUUCGCUUGAGUAGUGUUGUUUUCUGUACGAAUCCGCUGUUGUUCUACUGGAUUUGUCGUCUUAGCAAUCGGUUCGAUGAGAUACCAACUGGCAGGAAUUACUCGAUUGACGGAAAGAUGCUUAUAGAGUGUAUUCACAUGUCUGGUAACUCAUUGGCAAUUAAUUAUUUCUGGAGUCGUGUAUCAUACGAAAACCAAGUGCUAAUGGCUGUCGACCUUUUUCGACAGAAUAAAAAACGUUUCGUGAGCUGCAUCUUACCAAAACUGGACAAUCAACAACUGGAAGAAUUCGGCAAUUGGGAAGGUGGAAACUUGAUGCUAUUUCUGCCUCUUAAUGCAAUAAACUAUUUGUGGAAAUUUGUGCCAUUCGAAAUACAAAUGCAAAUUGCUGAGGACGUUUUUCUACAAAAUAGAGAGCGUUUCGCGAGUUGCAUCUUACCGAAGCUGAACGAUCGACAGCUAGAAAAAUUCGUCAACGAGAAGGGUAGCGAAUUUAUGGGAGAUCUGCUGUAUUCUCGUGAUGAAGAGUUUAUCUUUCAUCAUCUGCUGGAAGAUUAUUCUCGUGAUGAAGAGCUUAUCUUUCAUGCUUGGACGUGUAUAAUAAAAGCAAUGAAUGGUAGCACUUUCUUUAAUCUUGUUGUGAACAUGUUGAGAACUGAGGCUGGGUACUUUAUUUCGCUCCAGCGUCAUGUGAAACUCGAGAAGUGGUCCCAACGGUGUUGCGAAUUAUGGAACAGCGCGCCGCAUCAUUUAAAGAGAUUAGCGAUUAUAGAAAUUUCGUCCGAUUCGGAAUUUAUCAUAUGUCGAAAAGAUGAUAGGCUUCGUACGUGUGAUACCUCUUGCGAGUUUCUAGUGUCCAUUCUUUCAGAUUUUACUUUGGAAGAAAGACAGUCGUUUUGGCGAAACUGCUGGAAGAAUUUGAUGCUGCACAAAAAUGCGCGCGAUUUGCAACGAAUAAUGGAAGCAUGUUUCGAACACGAGAAUGACUGCAUGAUUAAGUUCAAGGAAAACGUUAUCGCUGAAAGUGAAAAUUUGCAGCUCCGUCGUAUCUCAUUAUUGUCUCGUGCACAUUUCGACGAAUGUGAUGCUUUGGUCAAUUUUGGUUGUCCUCGUAGUGCCGAAACUGCAAAACUUUUGAAACAGCGCUUAUUGCAGUCGAGUUUUAUUGGCGAGAGAUCUGCUUUUCGGUAUGAACAUGUUGUUCAUUACGAAGAAUUCGAUACGUUCAUAAAAAAAGCUUAUGGCAGCGUCGAUCUCGCGAACGAUUUCAAACAUCAACUGGUGUCAUCUUCUAAUAAUCUGGCAGAUAUGUUGUACUGUAUUCGAAGGCCAGAAUUUUCCUACGAAGCAUUGAGGAAAUUUAUCGAAACAUUCGUUUCAAACGAACAAAUUUUACAACUGGUGAAAUCCUCUAUUAUUGAUCAUUUCAAGGAGGGUGCUAUUCGUCGUAGCACUAUCAUUAAAGACGCUUAUUCUAAACCUUUCUUUGACCAGUUUUUGCUUUGGUGUCUUGGAAGUAACGAGCAACUUACGGAAUUCAAGCAAACUUAUAUUACACCUUGCCUCGAAGACGUUUAUGAACGUAAAUAAAAAAUAUGAACAGUUUUAGUUCUAUAUGCUUUAUUAAUUACAACUUUCUUUUUCAAUUAUUUAGUUUACUCGAUUUCUUUUUUCAUCAUUAUAAUUAUCAUUUAUUAUGUAAGUCGAAGUUUAUAAAAGUAUUUUGCGUACAAUAAAGUAUUGAAAAAAAAAAUGA
This is a messenger RNA of Planococcus citri (citrus mealybug), 2495 nucleotides long. RefSeq lists its product as uncharacterized. Lineage: Eukaryota; Metazoa; Arthropoda; Insecta; Hemiptera; Pseudococcidae. The record is from RefSeq and is a predicted model, not a curated record. The transcript is spliced from 2 exons. The coding region runs from base 233 to 2329 and encodes 698 amino acids.